Emys orbicularis (European pond turtle) is the source of this 2827-nucleotide messenger RNA. It is a transcript of the gene DDX6, whose product is annotated as DEAD-box helicase 6. Gene Ontology annotation, cellular component: cytoplasmic stress granule; P-body. Bases 398 to 1849 code for a protein of 483 amino acids. Lineage: Eukaryota; Metazoa; Chordata; Testudines; Emydidae. The record is from RefSeq and is a predicted model, not a curated record. Gene Ontology annotation, molecular function: mRNA binding; RNA helicase activity; ATP binding. Gene Ontology annotation, biological process: P-body assembly; negative regulation of translation; cytoplasmic stress granule assembly. The transcript has 14 exons.
GAGGGGGAGGGCACACGGGAGGAAGAAGGAAGCCGCCAUCUUGGAGCGUCGAAUCGCCAUAACAAGGCACCAAGCGGGCGAGUGCGAGGACUUUUUUACCCGGGAGAGCGGGGAGCGCAGCCGGCGGCGGCGACUGAAGUGAGUGAAUUCAGAUAUAAUUCAACUUUGUUAGAGGGCUUUUUUAAAAAAAAAAGUUGUUCCACGGUGCAUCAGAGCAAGUUACUACUUUACUGUUGAGUGACUUACAGGUGCUUGCCUGCAUUGCAAUAAAGGACUCAUAUAUUGAGCAAGACUUAUUUAUCUCUUCAUUUUGGAGAGUCUAAUAAACUGUUAUUACAGUUUCUGUACUGACUUUCAAAGUUUUGAAGUCUAAAAAGACAUCUUUACAAAGAAAAACAUGAGCACGGCCAGAACAGAGAACCCUGUUAUAAUGGGUCUAUCCAGUCAGAAUGGGCAGCUGAGAGGCCCUGUAAAACCAAGUGGGGGCCCAGGAGGUGGGGGGACACAGACUCAGCAACAGAUGAACCAGCUGAAAAACACCAACACAAUCAAUAAUGGCACUCAACAGCAAGCACAGAGUAUGACCACCGCUAUUAAACCUGGUGAUGACUGGAAGAAGACUUUAAAACUCCCUCCAAAAGAUCUGAGAAUCAAAACUUCGGAUGUGACCUCCACAAAAGGAAAUGAAUUUGAAGAUUACUGUCUGAAACGGGAGUUGCUGAUGGGAAUUUUUGAAAUGGGCUGGGAAAAACCAUCUCCUAUUCAGGAGGAGAGUAUUCCCAUUGCUUUGUCUGGUAGGGAUAUCUUGGCUAGAGCUAAAAAUGGAACGGGCAAGAGCGGAGCCUACCUCAUUCCCUUACUUGAACGGCUAGACUUAAAGAAGGACAAUAUACAAGCAAUGGUGAUUGUUCCCACUCGAGAACUAGCAUUGCAGGUCAGUCAGAUCUGUAUCCAGGUUAGCAAACACAUGGGAGGUGCCAAAGUGAUGGCAACAACAGGAGGAACCAAUCUGCGUGAUGACAUAAUGAGGCUUGAUGAUACAGUGCAUGUGGUGAUAGCUACCCCUGGGAGAAUUCUGGAUCUCAUCAAGAAAGGAGUAGCAAAGGUUGAACACGUCCAGAUGAUAGUACUGGAUGAGGCAAAUAAAUUGCUGUCUCAGGAUUUUGUUCAAAUAAUGGAGGACAUUAUUCUUACGCUACCUAAAAACAGGCAGAUUUUGCUCUACUCAGCCACUUUCCCUCUUAGUGUACAGAAGUUCAUGAAUUCCCAUUUGCAGAAACCCUAUGAGAUUAACCUGAUGGAGGAAUUGACCUUGAAGGGAGUUACCCAGUACUAUGCCUAUGUAACUGAGCGGCAGAAAGUACACUGCCUCAAUACGCUAUUCUCCAGGCUCCAGAUUAACCAGUCAAUCAUUUUCUGCAACUCCUCACAACGGGUUGAACUGCUAGCCAAGAAGAUUUCCCAGCUGGGCUAUUCCUGCUUCUAUAUCCAUGCUAAAAUGAGGCAGGAACACCGUAAUCGUGUGUUCCACGAUUUCAGAAAUGGCUUAUGCCGGAAUCUUGUUUGCACUGAUCUGUUUACCCGAGGUAUUGAUAUCCAAGCUGUGAAUGUGGUGAUAAACUUUGAUUUUCCAAAGCUGGCAGAGACGUAUCUCCAUCGUAUUGGCAGAUCAGGUCGCUUUGGUCACCUGGGCCUGGCCAUCAACUUGAUCACCUAUGAUGAUCGAUUCAACCUGAAAAGUAUUGAGGAGCAGUUGGGAACUGAAAUUAAACCCAUCCCAAGCAACAUUGACAAGAGCCUGUAUGUGGCAGAAUACCACACCGAACCCGUAGAUGAUGAGAAACCUUAACCAUGCUUUGAUUACAAACACCAGAAGCUGAAGCCCCUUGAUCCAGAUCUGACACGCAUUGUUUCUUUGGGGAUAUCCUUCUCUUUUUGGGUUUUUCAUCUUCUUUUCAUUUUGGAACUAUGAAGACUAAAGCGCUCAGACGUAUUUUCUUUUCUUUUUAAAUUUGGCAGCAAGGAAGAAAGAAGAUAAAAGAAGGAAUACUUUUUUGUUUUUUCACUUGUUUGCACUGUGUGCUGCUGAUUGAACAUUAGUUGCACUAAACUGCUGGUUUUAAAUUUUUUUUUUCUUUUGGGGGGCGCAGGGGCAGCAGCAGCAAGGGAAGAAGAGAAACCCUGAAAAGAGAAGAAACUUGAUGAACAGAAGUUUGUCUGCAAUUUCAAAUUCUCCAACAGCUGACUGAGUGCAUUUCAACUUCUCCCUGGUUACUCAUCCGUUUUUAAGCUAAACAGCUUGUUACUUAUUCGUGCAAAGUGCCUUAUGCUAUGAGACCAUUCAGAAUAUCACCUUUCAGAUACAGCCCGUGGAAUCAACAGCUUUUUUUCUUUCCAGGUCAAAAGUUCCCAACCCUUCUCUUGCCCUCCCCCAACAAUAUUCAAGCCCAGGGCUGCGAGAUGAAACUAUCAGUAAUGUAACACUUUUUUUGUUUAACUUUUUUUUAAAUUGGAGGAGUUGAUAUGCAACUGCAGUUCACCCACACUGUAAAUACAUGUAUUUAAGACAAAAACAACUAAAAAUCUGGGCUGAUUAGGUGCAACAUCAUAGCUCUAGAAGGAAAGAGCAGCCUAUCAUCUUUUGCAGGAGCCAUAUGAAAAGCUCGUAUGCUCUAGCAGAACACUAAAGACUGGUUUCCAUAAGUCUCCAUUCGUAGUUACAGCACUUGAUAUGUAGACUUAUUUCAAAACCAUGGCCCUCCUUCCUCUGGCACAGUGUCCCAUUGAAAAUUGGAUGUGUAUACUUGUAUAAACUUGUAAAUAAGUU